AUGGCAUCAGGCCUUUGGUGCUAUGAUUCCCAGGAUCCCAAAUGUGGCCCUUCUCACUGGAAGGAGAUCACGUCGGGGUGUGGGGGACAGAACCAGUCGCCCAUUAACAUCGAUCGAAGGAAAGCGCGACGGGACAGGAGCCUGGAUGGAAUUCUGUUUGAAGGUUAUGACCAGGCGCCUCCAGGCAGAUGGAGAUUGGUGAACAGUGGGGAUGAAGUCAAAAUGAUCCUGGAUGGAGCAUCUGCUGCAGAACAAAUCAACAUUACCAGAGGAGGAAUGAGGGACACCUAUCGGGCCUUUCAGUUCCACUUCCAUUGGGGUGACCUCAAGAGGAAUGGCUCAGAGCACUAUAUGGAUGGGAUACAGUUCCCUAUGGAACUGCACAUUGUACACAUGAACACCAAAUACAAAACUGUCAGUGAAGCUAAGGAACAUCCAAAUGGGCUUGCUGUCUUGAGUUUCCUGUUCCAGAUAUCAGACACCGAUAACACCAAUUACAACACCGUUGUUGCCAGCCUGAGAAACAUCUCUCGUGCAGGAGAAUACGUCGACAUGGCAUCCACCUUUUCCCUGAGCAAUCUUCUCCCCAGCUUAGCCUCACUGUCCAAAUAUUACCGCUACCAGGGAUCUCUCACAACUCCAAACUGUGAAGAAGUGGUCAUCUGGACAGUGUUUGAAGAGCAGAUCCCAAUCAGCAGAUCUCAGCUGAAUGCAUUUGUGGACACCACGUACUUCAAAAAUUUGGCUGGGAUGCCACAGAAAAUGAUCAACAACUUUCGUCCUUUACAGCUUCUUAAUGGCCGGACGGUCUAUGCUUCCCGUUAUGCCACCAUCAGCUGCGGCUCUUCUCUUGCUGCCAAUUUAUUCCUUCCUCUGCUCUUGUCUUGUUUGACUGGCCAAUUCUCUGGUUCCUCCUAGCUGUCUGAGCGAAUGGCCAGGCUCAGUCGUGAAUCCAUUGUAGGUCUAUGGCGUGUUCAUAGUUGUGGUUCUUCAGUGUGAUGCUUCCCUAUCUGAGAUGAACGAGGUACAAGUUGAAAUCAAGCUCUGAAUGGAGUGUUUCACUGAUUUCUGAACAACAGUUUGGAGACAGUUGUAUUGCAACCAAAGGCAUCAGAUUCAUGAUUGUCACCAUAAAUGGGACCAGCAAUGAGAUAAGAAAUGUGGAAUGCUUUCACCUUGGCCAACUGAUGGGAGGUCCUCUGGUCAAGCAGGAGCAUGGUGCACAAGGUACCUUUCUGCCGGAAUGGGAAACGAAGGCUUAAAUUAUGUAAGCUGAAGUUCUAAUGAAUAAAUUCAGAAUUCUUAAUUUUU
Messenger RNA from Candoia aspera, 1311 nucleotides. Its product is annotated as carbonic anhydrase 15-like. NCBI's taxonomy places the organism in Eukaryota, Metazoa, Chordata, Lepidosauria, Squamata, Candoiidae. Gene Ontology annotation, biological process: one-carbon metabolic process. Gene Ontology annotation, molecular function: zinc ion binding; carbonate dehydratase activity. The record is from RefSeq and is a predicted model, not a curated record. The transcript is spliced from 8 exons. Gene Ontology annotation, cellular component: plasma membrane. Bases 1 to 918 code for a protein of 305 amino acids.